AUGGCUUCCAAAGCACUUCCCUCCCGUAGCGGCCCUGACAGCAAGGCCACUACUACAGGUCCCCCCAGCCAGACGCUCUACUGCACCAACCUACCCGAUAAGCGAAUCUGCAAGAACGAUCUGCGAACCUCGCUCUACACUCUUUUCUCCACCUACGGUACCGUGCUCGAUGUCGUGGCCAUGAAGACCAACAAAAUGAGGGGCCAGGCCCACAUCGUUUUCAAGGAUGUUCAAGCUAGCACACAAGCCCUGCGGGCCUUGCAAGGAUUUGAGUUCUAUGGGAAACAAAUGAAAAUUGUGUAUGGCAAGGGCCAAUCAAAUGUCAUUGCUAAACUCCGUGGCACUUACAUUGCGCCCAAAGAUGCUGCCCCAGCUCCCGUCUCGACGGAUCUUCAGAAGUCCAUCUUCAGUGGUCCCCCGGGUGCACUUCCAGCCCGACCACCCACCGAGGCCGGAGAAGGGCAAGGUCUGAAACGUGCACGUGAGGAGGAAAGUGACGACGAAGAGGCACCUAUGGAUGAGGACAGUGAUGUGCCAAUGGAAGCAUCUUCGGAUGAAGAUUAA
Penicillium salamii is the source of this 564-nucleotide messenger RNA. The record is from the annotation of a GenBank genome assembly. NCBI's taxonomy places the organism in Eukaryota, Fungi, Ascomycota, Eurotiomycetes, Eurotiales, Aspergillaceae.